AUGCCGCGCGCACUUAAGGACCUCAGGGACUACCUCGCAGUCCUGAAGCGACCUGAUGCUACAGUUGUAACUGUUUACAAGAAGGCUGGUAAGGGUGGAGCCACGCUUACUAAGUUUAAAGUACGUUGCUCAAGAUACCUUUACACCCUUACUGUGCCCAACCAUGCUAAGGCUAGCAAGAUUGAGGCAUCUAUCCCAAGCCACAUCAAAAAGAUCGUCAUAGCUCCCAAGAAGAAAUGA
This is a messenger RNA of Babesia sp. Xinjiang, 240 nucleotides long. RefSeq names its product 60S ribosomal protein L38. Lineage: Eukaryota; Apicomplexa; Aconoidasida; Piroplasmida; Babesiidae. Gene Ontology annotation, biological process: protein-RNA complex assembly; translation. The record is from RefSeq and is a predicted model, not a curated record. Gene Ontology annotation, molecular function: structural constituent of ribosome. The transcript has a single exon. The coding region runs from base 1 to 240 and encodes 79 amino acids. Gene Ontology annotation, cellular component: ribosome; cytosolic large ribosomal subunit.